CUCAGCGCUUGCUGCUUCCAAUUCAGCGGUAUGAUGGCAACAGAAUGAACUGCAGUGUGUGAACCUUCAAGCCUCUUAUUGGAUUAACUUCAACUAGUUUUUGGUUUAAGGCAAGUACGUCCUCAGGAAGACACCACAUCUCCAAUAAUUCAUGGUGGGUCAUGCGUCGUCGGUCCUCCGGGGUGCAGAUUGCCGGAGGGAGCCGACAUGGGCAUCACUCAUCAUUGAACAAUAAAAGCGUGUCUCUCUUCCGCAGUUGUUGGGCAUUUCAGCGUCUUUUCUGCUCCCUUCUCACAGAAACCGCACCACAUGUCUUUUCUCAAGAAAUUCGCCGACGGCCUCAGCGAUGACCUCGGUCGCUUGGGCCUCGGAUCCGACUCUAAGCAGAGCGGUUCUAGCCGUGACGGCUCGGGCCAGUACCAGGCCCAAGGAUACGGCCAGCCCAGCCAUCAGCCCUACCAGCCUCAGGCCAACUAUCACCCCCCGCCCCAGACCACCCCGUCUGCCUAUCCAACCGAGCCGGGUCCUCGCCCGCCGCCAACUUACACUCCCCCUUCCGACAAGCCCCCAAUCCCUUCUGGCUGGACCCCGCGCUGGGAUGACCAAUAUCAACGUUGGUACUAUGUAGAGGAGGCCACAGGCCGCUCGCAGUGGGAAGCGCCCGGCUUCGACCAUUCAGCUUACCGUGGAGACAACCGUGGCGGAUACGGCCCGCAGACGCCUUACGGUGCCCCUAGUCCUGGCUAUGACAGUCAUGGCGUCCCUUCCGCUGGCGGUUAUGAUCAGACGGGCCACGGGGAAUACCGCGGGGACCACAAGGAAGACAAGAAGGGCCACAGCGGUAUGCUCUUGGGUGCCGCCGGCGGUUUGGCCGUCGGUGCCGUAGCCGGUGCUGUCAUCGCCCACGAGCUCAGUAAGCCAUGAUAGCCAUCCCCCUCCCUGUGCUCCCCACAACGCAUUCAGACAAGCCCCCCCGCCCCUCUCUAACGGCUAGCUCUAACUUCCUGCGCAGCUGAAGACUCCUCCGAUGACGAGCACCACCAAAGCAGCAGCAACCAAGCAGCCUACGCCCCAGCCUACGCGCCCACUCCCGCCCCCGCCACCGCUCCCGUCGUGGUGUAUGAAACC
Messenger RNA from Parathielavia appendiculata, 1128 nucleotides. RefSeq lists its product as uncharacterized. The record is from RefSeq and is a predicted model, not a curated record. Lineage: Eukaryota; Fungi; Ascomycota; Sordariomycetes; Sordariales; Chaetomiaceae. The transcript is spliced from 2 exons. Bases 310 to 924 code for a protein of 204 amino acids. Gene Ontology annotation, molecular function: protein binding.